Messenger RNA from Lactuca virosa, 630 nucleotides. Lineage: Eukaryota; Viridiplantae; Streptophyta; Magnoliopsida; Asterales; Asteraceae. The record is from the annotation of a GenBank genome assembly.
AUGUCGGUCAAACAGUGCCACCACCACGGUGGAAAGAAACGUAAAAUAAUCAAGCGAAUACUCAUCGGAUUAGGCAUCCUUGCCAUCAUCGUCCUCCUCAUCUUCUUCAUAACAUGGGCAAUUCUUCAGCCCAAAAAACCCCGAUUUGUCCUCCAAGACGCCACCAUCUACGGCUUCAACGUCUCCGCCCCCAUCCUCCUCUCCUCUAACUUUCAGGUCACCGUCUCCUCCCGGAACCCCAACAGCAAAAUCGGCGUCUACUACGAUAAACUAGAAGUCUUCGCCACCUACCACAGCCAGCAAAUCACCUACUUCACCGUCAUCCAGCCCGUUUACCAAGGCCAUAAAGACACCAACAUCUGGUCACCCUUUGUUUACGGAACAAACGUUCCGGUGGCUCCGUACAACGGCGCCGCCUUGUCUCAAGAUCAGUCCAACGGCGCUAUUGGGCUCGUGAUCAAGAUAAACGGACGGGUAAGAUGGAAAGUUGGAAGCUUUAUCUCCGGCAGGUACCAUAUCCACGUCACUUGUCCGGCGUAUAUUCCGUUCGGGAAUAGGAACUCUGGGAUCGCCGGAGUUGUCACCGGAGUUAAGUACCAGCUAGCUCGGAAAUGCAGCGUUAGUGUCUGA